Molecule: messenger RNA, 4050 nt
Organism: Drosophila albomicans
Lineage: Eukaryota; Metazoa; Arthropoda; Insecta; Diptera; Drosophilidae
Product: zinc finger protein castor homolog 1
Exons: 6
Coding region: 2222-3868 (548 amino acids)
Biological process (GO): positive regulation of transcription by RNA polymerase II; regulation of neuron differentiation
Cellular component (GO): nucleus
Molecular function (GO): DNA-binding transcription factor activity, RNA polymerase II-specific; RNA polymerase II transcription regulatory region sequence-specific DNA binding
Source: RefSeq, a predicted model, not a curated record
GAAAAACAAAAAAUAUUAACAUUUGAAAAAUUUUGCGUUUUUCUUUUGUUUUUGUUUUUCGAUUUUUUUCAUUUCGUAAAUCUUAAAUAUGUAACACUUUUUAAUUUGUAGAACUUUAAAUAUAAUUUGCCAAACAAACAAUUCGUUUUUUCUUGUACGCCACGCCUAAAAAUACCAACAAUAAAAAAAAAAAACAAACAAACAAAUUUAUUAAACAAUUUUCAAUAUCGUAGAAAUUGCAUCGCUUUAAAUGUUGAACAAACUUGCCACUUAUGUUGUUGUUACACUCGAAAAAAUUACCAGCUUCUUUUUGAUUUUAAUUUUUAGUAGGAAUUUACGAGAAAUGUCCAGCGACAAUGAUGAUGAUGAUGAUGACGCGAUUUUUUGUUGUUUUUUCAAUGGAUGGGUGUAAAAUGAAUCUUAGACACGUCCAGUGCUCCUCAAAGUAUUUGUAAACAAUAAUGAUAAAUGAUAUAUAAAGAAAGAAAAAAAGAAAAUCUAUCGAUAAACUAGUUAUUUAUGAUAUAUAAUGUGCAUGUGUAUGUGUAUGGUUAAAUUGUAGAAUUUUUACAUAAUCCUCGUACGAAGAUAAUACCUAGAGCGUAUGUAUGUAUGGCUGAGUGUGCGAUUGUGUAUGUGCGUGUGUGUGUGUGUGUGAGUUGAACGGGAACCAAUUAAAGCGAAACACUUUAAAAAUUAAUCAAUCAAUUAGAAGAACGCCUAAGCAAAAUACAACAAAACAAACAAACAAACAAAGAAGAAAUACUAGAAAAUUCUAUUAAAAGCAAAACCGAAACAAUAAUGAUAAUAAUAAUAUUAAUAAUUGUAUGUACUAUCGAAAAUAUUUAAAGCCGAGCACAACUUUAUCCCCUCAAUCCUUCCUUUGCCCCACUCCUCCGCCUCUUACCCUCACCCUCACACACACACACACACUCUCGCAUUCCACACUCACAACCAUUUUUGAUAUUGCUAAAACAAAAAACAAGAAGAAAAUAUUAUAACAAUUAUUUAAGCGAUUAUCCCACCAUGUGAUUUUUAUGAAAUCUAUAAUUUCAAUUGCGUAGAACAAAGAGAAUUGUUUUUGUUUUUUGGGAAACAGCAAAGAAAUUAAUGUUUUUGUUGUUAUUAGCGAUCAAACACUCGUAUCUUAACACAAAAUUGAACUCUUUAAGCAAAAACUAAAAAAACACAAAGAACAAACAUUCUAAAAUGUCGUAAAAUUAAUAAACAAAUAAAAAUCUCGUUCCAAGUUGCAGUUUUGCAGCCAUUUUGUUUGUGCCCAGAAAAGUAUGCUAUGGCUGAGAAGUUGAUGUGAAACUGGAACUUGGAACUGGGCUCAGAUAGUAGAUAUGGGAAUACUCUAUGUUGUAAAUCACGUAGCUACACUAAGUAAAAGUUUAACAAUUUCCAUAAACUAUAAAACAAACAAAAAACACAACAACAACAAAUACAAAGCAAAGGCAAACAAGAAAUAUGAUAUAUAUAUAUAUACAUAAUUAUACAUAUAUGUGUGUAUGUAAAAACAAACAACAAAUUUAAACUUUAGUAGCGCUUAACAAAUUCUAGCAAUUUAACAAAUUUUAAUUAAUCAAAAUAUGAAAUAUAUAUAUUAAAAACAAAUUCAAAACAAAAACGAAAAAAAAACAAAACAAAACAAAUGCAACAAACUGCAAUUUCAUUUUUCUCUGUGUAAAAGUUGAGUAAACAAAACAAAAAAAAAUAAAUUUUUUAAAUGUGAACUUGGCGUUUUUUCUUUGGAUUGCUGGCAGAAGCUUGCAGCGGUGGGGUUUGUGUCUUGGCAAAAGCUUUCAGAGUGCGCACGAACCAACAAAAGCGCCACACAGCGUCAGCCAAUGGCAACUCAGCUUGUAUGCGCGUUCUCACUCUUUCGCUUAGCGAUCCUAGCGUAGCUGGCUUUAAGCCAAUGGGCAGUCAGCAAAGCUGCGCUCGGCUUAAAGUUCGGCUUGGCGUUGUCAACGGCAGCCCAAGCUGUGUAUUCGUUCAACGGAGCUUGACGCGAACGGACGUGUUAUUGCUGAGUGUUGUCGCUGUUUGGACUUUUGUCGUUCGCGUUCGCUUUUUUGUGCAGUGCGUUUUCUAACACUGCGCUUGCAGAUAAUGCUAGUUCUAUGAUUGCUGAAACUCUGACAGCACGUGCCCUGUAACUGAAGACAGUCUACAGGGAAUCGAAGAGAGAGAGAGAGAGAGUUUUGUCGAGGAAAUGGAUCAGAGUCAAGAGGCAGCGGAUGUGGAUGUCAGUCCCAGCAGCGAGGCGGGAGAAUCUUCCGCUCAGCCCACACAGAUCACAUCCAUCGAUGGAUUCUUCAAUCGCAAGCGUGGAAGACCGCCUAAGAAUCGCUUCGUAGAAGUCUACAAAAGUGCUCAACACUCACCCCAAGCCAUAUUUACCAGCUUUAAGCUGGAGAAAAAUGAUCAGACUAAUGUUUCCGGUUUGUCAAUGUCCACGGAAAAUGCCGAGCAUCCUCUCACUACACUCAGAUUGGGAGCAGUCGCCACUCAAACGGUCACACAAACCCACCCACUGAUCGCAACAGAUCUCACACCUAGUCGGACCAGGAAAAGAGGUCGUGUUUGGACCGUGGAAUCACAAAGAGACUUACCAAACAAUGAGAAGUCGAAACACUCCACAAAAAUGGAAUCAAAUGAGAGACGAUCACCCGCUCAAUCUAUGUUCACUACACCUGAUCUAGAGAGUCCUUUAAGUAGCAAAUGCUUGGAGAAAAUUUCAGUUGUGCGUGCAGCGGGCACUUUCUAUCCGGAGAACGCCAGCACAAUGGAAACCCUAGAGAGCACAAGGAGUCGCUAUAGUCCACCAACAAAUCGGGAUAAUAGCAACCUGGAGCAACCAGAAGAUUUGAGUAUGCGUGGCAGCCAAGCCAAGGAAUCAAGUUCAGUACGUGGUGAGCAGGAGACGCAAGGAUUGAAGCUGCUGCUCGAUCUGUAUCAACGUCAAUGGCUGCUGCCCAGUUUCUUGGCGGCCGCAAGUCAACCGGCGCCUCUGGACAUGCGGUUGCUGCUGGAGAAUGCGGUGCAGCAGAAGAUGAUGUUGCUCAAUGCGGCUGCAGCAGGCGCUGUGGCAGCUGCCGCCGCAGCGGCAACAGCUUCUACCCCAGUCGAGGAGUCACUAUCAGGUAUUGAAGCUAUUACUGCGACUCCCAUGGCAAGUGCAACGCAAAUGACUGGACGUAACAAGCGAGCGAGGGAACAGGAUAUUCCAACGGGAUAUCUGAAGUUUCGCUUCAACGAAGAUUGCAACUUUGAGCGUUGUGGCUAUCGCAAUCAUCAGUCGCACUUCCAUUGCAAUCGACGCGACUGCCACUACAGCUUCUGUGACAAGACGCGAUUCGUGCAACACACGGCGCGUCACGAGCGCAUGGACACCUUGAUGGGCGAUGACUUUCAACAGUUUCGCGCCAACAUGCGCUGUGGUGUCAGCGAUUGUUGUUACGCCUCCCACACGACGACUACGUCCUCAAUGACGCCUCUCAACUCCCGCCCAGAUGACAUGCUGGCUGCUCCAAAGAAAUCAUCGCAUUUCCACUGCCGCAAAUGCGAUUACGUCUGUACCGAUUCCAAUAAGGUGGUCGCCCAUCGUCGACUGCACAUGCGUCUGGAGUAUGUGCGCUCGGCGGGCUUUCGUAAGAUCGCCAGCAACGAGUCCUGCGCCACGCCAUCCUGCUCCUAUGCGCUGCGCCACACACAUUAUCAUUGCACCACCUGUGACUGCAGCGUGUUGUCCCGUGCUCAGCUCGCCUCGCAUAGGCACAGGAUCAGUCCAAGCACCAAACAGAUUGCGGAGAGUUUGCCUGCUAUCAAUGUGGAACACGAUUUGCGGGAAUAUCCUUAAUUUUAGUUCGUUAAUGUAAUAAAAAGCCAUAUCAACACAUAACCGAUAUUCGUUUAUAACUGCGGGUUUAUGGACAGGGUUGCAAAUUGCAAUCGGUGCAUUGUUUAAGGAAAUUGCGGCAGCAGGUCACACUUACUAAUCGACAAGUGUUGAAAUCGAUUUUUGCAAUAUUUCGAUAAAUC